CGAGUGGAUCCCACGCGACCUUAUAAGCUUCCAAGGCCGUGCAGAUUCUGCGACCCGUCCAGCGGCCUCUCCAUCGUCACUGCCUCAACUCUUUCACCUAGAUGAUGCCACCCUCCUUUUAACAAGAAAGGAGCACCUCCGGCGCCGCACACGUGCUCUCAUACCUCAGUGUGCGGUAAACCUCCCCUGCGGUCUUACCCGUGCGGAGGAGGUUGCGCUUCGGAGGAUCCGGGUCGGGGUUGCCCUCACUCCUGCCGUGACUAGGAAGUGGCCGCACUUUCGCCCGUUAUAUCCUCGUCCUGAGUGUCCACUCUGCAAGUCGCGAAAUGCUGAAGCCGACAUCCACCACCUGCUGUGGGUGUGCCCUGCACAUGAAACCGACGAGGCUCCGGCACCUCGCAGCAGCGGCACUCUCGCUGCAUAAUCUGAGCGAUUACACUGCUUGGACACAGGGACCGCAUUAUCGAUCCCUCUUGGAUUUCAUUAGAUCCCCUACACAAAGUGCAAGAAAUGGCAGUCCGGGUGUUCAGAAAUUUUGAGCCUGAAUUGCAUGGCCGCUCAUGAAAAGUUCUGUACAUUUCGUCGGUGGAGAGUGCCGGAGAAGCCGGAGGACCAGGUCCAACCGCGGGGUCCCGACAGCUCACCCGGUCGAGCGAUGGCGGAGAGCGUCGGCAGCGAAGAAGGCACUGAUGCGAUUCCAUACACCCGGUGUAGAAACUGGCCGUCCGGCUGUAGUGCCAUCGCCAGGCUGGACCUGAUGGCCAGCCAUGAAGCCACGUGUGGCUUUCGCCAGGUCCGUUGCACCUUCAAGAGCUGCGGCUGGCUCUGCUGUUUAAACCAGCUGGCCGGCCACUUGGUGCAUCAGCACAGUGUCAACGUGGUUGCAGUUCAGGAGGACAGCGCGGAGCUCGUGUUAGAGGAUCCCAACAAUAAGGAGAACAGCAUGCGCAUUGUCCUCCUGCUGCACCACGAGAGCGUGUUUGCCGUGACCUACGAGCGGACUGGCCCCUUCUACACCGAAGCCAAACUUAAUAUCGUCACACUGACACCUCAUUGCGACGAAUGCCAGUUUGAGAUUGUACUUCGUGGGCCCUCUGGUGUGAACGCAUGGCGCUCAAAGGCGCUUGCAUGUGACACACCCGAAGACACAUCUGUUGGGCUCACCGAGUCGUUUAUCAGCAGGAUGGCUCCUGACGGACUUUUAAGAAUGGAGAUUAAAUUAACCAAGGCUGUCAUUUAAGAAGGA
Dermacentor andersoni is the source of this 1246-nucleotide messenger RNA. RefSeq lists its product as uncharacterized. Gene Ontology annotation, biological process: multicellular organism development; proteasome-mediated ubiquitin-dependent protein catabolic process. Gene Ontology annotation, molecular function: ubiquitin conjugating enzyme binding; ubiquitin protein ligase activity; zinc ion binding. The record is from RefSeq and is a predicted model, not a curated record. Gene Ontology annotation, cellular component: cytoplasm. NCBI's taxonomy places the organism in Eukaryota, Metazoa, Arthropoda, Arachnida, Ixodida, Ixodidae.